This is a messenger RNA of Auanema sp. JU1783, 1092 nucleotides long. The record is from the annotation of a GenBank genome assembly. NCBI's taxonomy places the organism in Eukaryota, Metazoa, Nematoda, Chromadorea, Rhabditida, Rhabditidae.
AUGGCUGUCCCACCAGAGACUAUCAAGAAGAUCGAAGAUGGUUAUGAGAAACUUCAGAAUGCUAAGGACUGCCACUCGCUCGUGAAAAAGUAUCUCACCAAGGAAGUCGUUGAACAACUCAAGGAUAAGAAGACUGCUCUUGGAGCUACUCUCCUUGAUGUUAUUCAAUCUGGAGUUGCCAACCUUGAUUCCGGAGUCGGUGUUUACGCACCUGAUGCUGAGUCCUAUACUCUCUUCAAGCCACUCUUUGAUCCCCUGAUCGAAGAUUACCACAACGGCUUCUCUGCCGACCAAGUUCAACCAGCUACUGAUCUUGGAGAGGGCAAGACUGCCGAUUUAGUCGAUCUUGACCCUGAAGGCAAAUACAUCAACUCCACCCGUAUUAGAUGUGGACGCUCUCUUGCCGGAUACCCAUUCAACCCCUGCUUGACCGAGGCCAACUACCUCGAGAUGGAAGCCACAGUCAAGAAAGUUUUUGAUAACAUUACCGAUUCCGAGCUUGAAGGAAGCUAUUAUCCUCUCGAUGGAAUGACCAAGGAAGUCCAAAACCAACUUAUCAAGGAUCACUUCCUCUUCAAGGAGGGAGAUCGUUUCCUUCAAGAGGCCAAUGCUUGCCGAUACUGGCCCAAGGGACGUGGGAUCUUCCACAACAAGCAAAAGACUUUCCUCGUCUGGUGCAAUGAAGAAGAUCACCUCCAAGAUCACCUCCGUAUCAUCUCCAUGCAAGAGGGAGGAAACGUUGGACAAGUUCUUGAGCGUCUCAUCAAGGGAGUCAAGACUAUUGAAACCCAAGCUCCAUUCAGCCGUCAUGAACGUCUAGGAUGGCUCACUUUCUGCCCAACCAAUCUUGGUACAACCGUUCGUGCUUCCGUUCACAUUCGCCUUCCAAAGAUCUCUGCUAAGCCUGAUUUCAAGACCAUCUGCGACGGGCUCAAGCUCCAGAUCCGUGGAAUCCACGGAGAACACUCCGAAUCUGAGGGAGGAGUUUAUGACAUCUCCAACAAGGCUCGUCUUGGUCUUACUGAGUACGAGGCUGUUAAGCAAAUGUAUGAUGGUGUUAAGCAUCUUAUCGAGCUCGAGAAGAACGCUUAA